Molecule: messenger RNA, 897 nt
Organism: Penicillium angulare
Lineage: Eukaryota; Fungi; Ascomycota; Eurotiomycetes; Eurotiales; Aspergillaceae
Product: putative methyltransferase
Exons: 1
Coding region: 1-897 (298 amino acids)
Molecular function (GO): oxidoreductase activity
Source: RefSeq, a predicted model, not a curated record
AUGACUACAACAACAACCACCGAAACGAAAACCAUCACAACUGAGAAUGAUCCCUCCUAUAUCCCCCGAGGCCCAACAAACGCAAUAAUAUCCUUCUACGAUCCACCAACAGACAACAGCGCCCCCUUCAACUACGUCCACGAACCACCCCAAGGCCAACCCCAGCGUAACUUCGGCGAAAACAAACAAUCCGUCCCCCUAACCGAUAUUCGCAACCAAGGAAACAUCUACAAUCUCGAUAAAGACUCCUUCCAAGCACUCCAGAACAUUCCUACAAAAACAACAUACACAACAUUCAACUCAGACGAAGAAGUCAUCGCAAACUAUUACCCCGAAGUCGAAGAACUCCUCCUAAACUCCCUCCCGGGCUCUCACAAAAUAAUCCUCUUCGACCACACCAUCCGACGCGGAAACCCCUCUUCACCCCGUCAACCAGUUACACGCGCCCACGUCGACCAAACAGCGAGCGCAGCAGCAGACCGAGUCAGAUUACACGUUACCGAUGCCCAAGAUGCAGAAACUCUGCUGAAGGGCCGAUACCGCAUUGUUAAUGUCUGGAAGCCAUUAAGUCCAACGAAUGAACCGAUUCAGUCGUCGCCGUUAGCUUUUGCGUCUGCGGAGAGCGUGAAUGAGAACGAUCUUGUACCUGUUCAGCAUCGGUAUCCGGAUAGGAAUGGAGAGACUAUGGCUGUGAGCUUUAAUAAGAAACAGAGAUGGAUGUAUUGGUCUGGCAUGACUGGGGAUGAGAGGUUGUUGCUUAAAUGUUCUGAUUCGAAGGGGUUGGGGGAUGGGAGUGUUGCACAGUGGGUGCCUCAUACUGCUUUUUGGGACGAAAGGACGCCUGUUGGGGCGAGGGUAAGGGAGAGUAUUGAGGUUAGGGCUUUGGUCUUUGGAUAG